CUUCUAAGAAACAUGUUUUAGGGUCUUCCAAGGCAGGCGCCCUUCGAGUGAUUUGAGAAGUUCGACCAACCAUUGAGGACUUCCCUUCCAACCCGAUGCACUUUGGCUCAAGAAUUCGCAUCUUCGCAUGGGGGCGAGUUUCACAGCGCUGUGUUCUCGCCGACGGCCUGUGGAGGCCAAUCGUCCCAGAGAGCUGGACAGAGUCAUGGGCCCACCGGAGGUCUCCUUCGAGUUGGUGUCGGCCUAUCCUGAGGCAAAGCCUUUGCAAAAGAAGGUGUCACUGUCAGCAUACAAAGGUAAGCCCACGGUGAUCCAUUUCUACACCUCCUGAGGCGGAUGUUGGCCCUGUGCGCAGCAGAUGAACUCGUGGGCUGCUGGGGCCACCUAUGACUGCAACUUUUUGUGCAUCUGUGUCCUAGGCGAUCGCAGUGCCUAUGGACUUUGCAAGGAGAUGAGUACCCAGAUGAAGUUGACACACUGCGUCAAUGGCUUUGUGGCAUCACCGAGUGACAUGCCAACGUAUGGACAGCUAGGGUGUCAAGGCUUCAUCGUUUUAGACAAGGAGCACAAUGUUGUUUCCGAAGGUACCACACCCUUCAUGCAGGUUCGUGCCCUUGCCUUCCAACACGUAGAGGCUUUGUUGGAUGCAAUCUGCAACAACACUCCGAUACCAAGCAUUUGCCCUGGUGAAAUGGGCGAGAUCAUCGGGCCGGAACUCACCGGUUGUAGGGGAGUUUGCAUCAAGGUCCACAAGGAAAAGGUUGACUUCGGCUUCAUGGAUGGUCCGCACCAGGGAAAGAUGAUGUCUUUCCACCAGUCGAUGGUGAGACGCUUGAGCCUGGACGAAGAGGGUGGAGGCGGUGGAGGCGGCUCCAGUUGCGGGACGGGCACCUGUGGUGUUGGAACCUGUGGCUCUGGCCAAUGCGGUGACAAAGGCACAAGCUGCAAGGACGUUUGUGCUGACGGAAGCUGUGGCAGUGGUUCCUGCAAGCCAACAGGAUGUGAUCCAAGCAGCUGCGAGAAGCCGGAGUGCCAAAUCGACGCCGACUUCCUGGAGCAAUCCCUGGACAUUGCCAGUGUGAAGGUGUCCUCAAUGGACUCGGAGCAUGCAGAGUGUGCCAAAGCCUUGCGUGUGCUGGCGGAGAAGAGGUCUGAGGAAUCCUUGCAGGACGUGCUAAAGUGCCUCUCGGAUCACUUUUUGCACGAGGAACAGCUCUUUGAGCAGUUUGGCUUCGGCGUGCAUGUGAACGAAAAGCUGUCCGCCAAGAAGAGUCACACGGACGAGCAUCAUCGUUUGCUGGACAAGGUGCAGAAACAGUUGGCCAGAGGGACCGUACCAGCAGGGUUUGUGAAGGAUCUUCUUAAGGACUUUCACGAACACACCAGCCUUUACGACAUGCAGUAUGCAGACUUCUUGGCCUCAAAGGGUGCCAGCUAGUUAGCGCUUUGUUAGCGCGCCUCGAAACGUGAUGUGAGGGGUGUCCAAAUCAACGAAGGCCCCUGAAGGGGCACAAGAAGCCACUAAGCCAGUUGCUCAGCGCAGGCAUAGCCCAAUUGAAGGCACUGGUGGACCAAGAAGCAAACUAGCCCCAGUCCAAAGUGAAAGGCUGAGCGCACUCCCAAAAACAA
Durusdinium trenchii is the source of this 1629-nucleotide messenger RNA. The record is from the annotation of a GenBank genome assembly. Lineage: Eukaryota; Dinophyceae; Suessiales; Symbiodiniaceae.